Molecule: messenger RNA, 360 nt
Organism: Vidua macroura (Pin-tailed whydah)
Lineage: Eukaryota; Metazoa; Chordata; Aves; Passeriformes; Viduidae
Product: serine/threonine-protein kinase PAK 2-like
Exons: 4
Coding region: 1-360 (119 amino acids)
Biological process (GO): protein phosphorylation; regulation of MAPK cascade; intracellular signal transduction
Cellular component (GO): cytoplasm
Molecular function (GO): ATP binding; protein serine/threonine kinase activity
Source: RefSeq, a predicted model, not a curated record
AUGGAGACCUAUUGGCAGUGGAGCCUGCAAUGCCUGGCUUUCCUUCAUGCCAACCAGGUGAUCCACAGAGACAUCAAAAGUGACAACAUCCUUCUGGGCCAGGAUGGCUCCGUCAAGCUGGCCGAUUUUGGCCUCUGUUCUCCGCUCAGCCCUGAGCAGAGUAAACGGAGGUCGAUGGUCGGGACCACUUGCUGGAUGGCACCCGAGGUGGUGAGAAGAGAGCCAUACGGCCCCAAAGUGGACAUCUGGUCCCUUGGCAUCGUGGGAAUAGAAAUGGCCAAAGGAGAGGCUCCUUAUAUUCGGGAAACCAGUGAGAGGCAUGAUGCUGCUUUGGACAAUGCUGGUUACUAUCUGGACUAG